GAUCCUCGAACUAUACCAACAUUGGUGCCAGAGCAGGAGACGCCAGCCUUGACAGAUCGUAACCAAAACGUUCGACGCUGUUAUCCUGAAUUUGAGUCCUCGUUUUAUAUACCCCACGGUCUCGGGCCCUGGUCCUAACACGUUCGGACCUGUCGAUACCCACAGGAUGGCGGUCACCAAAUUGCUCUCGCUCCUGGAAUGAGCGAGCUCAAAUCGCCCAGGCCUUACUCGACACCAUGAUCCCUCUAUAUGAUGCGACCAGUAGACGACUUAAGAAUCUUACGUACGGCCAAAAUGGACAUAUGCUCUCUUCCAUUGCAUUGCAUGAUUUAAUCGCCGGAAAUCAAGACAACAAUGCCAUCCUCAAUUUUGGAUGUAUUAGAUGUCCUGAUGUCGCCAGCGAAACGCUGUCGUGGGCUCUUGCGGCGAUAAAUGCAUAUCGUGCAUAUAGGAGAGACCUAUUCCUCAGUACUGCGGCUGCCGUCUGGAACCAGAUCAACGACGGGUGUGUCAUUACGGCUGAUGAUGCAUCCAAGGGAUCGCAUCCUAUCAAGACUGUCACAUUGCCGGCGCAAUGCAAUGGCACAUCAGUUGUAGGCGGCGUCUUCCUGUAUGGAACAAAUCCGACGAACUUGGGGGUUAAUAUCCAUACAAUUGGGGCUUUCAUGACCCUAUCGUCACUCCUUUUCGAAGCAACGGGCAAUGGCACUUACUCAGACAGUGCCGGACAAUCGUUUGAGUUCAUUCGUUCACAUCUUUACGAUGGCAACAUAAUACACGACCGCAUCGACCUCGCUACAUGCAUGCAGAUGGACUUGCAGUCGUCCAACUCUGGCUUUGUCAUUGAGGGGCUUAGUGUGUACGCGGAUACGACCAGCAACGGCCCCGCGUCUGACCUCCUGAAGAACUUGAUACCUUCGGCGAUGAAGUACGCACAGUGGACCGGGUCGGAUGGUAUUGUUUUCGAAACCACUAGUGCAACCUCGACGGGGAACAAAGGCACCUACAUUCGCGGGUUACAUGAAGCCUGGUCACGAUUGGAUAAGAAUUCCGACCUAGCCAAACUCAUUCAAAGCUACGUUCUCGUUCAGUACAAUGCAUUGCUUGAUCUUGCGAAAUCACCAAGUGACGACUUUUAUUCACCGGGUUGGGAAGGUCCACAAGCGACUGAGUUGCUUCCAUCGGGUCAAUAUUUCGCCGCAAGUGUUCUGAACUCUGCCCUUUCCAUGACGAACAAUGGCACGGUGACAGGCAGCAGCACAGACAGCCCAUCUGCAACCCAUUCCGGUCUAGCUUCAGAAACCUCUGCAUUACAAUCUCAUCAUAUCAGUACCGGUGUAAUCGUGGGCGCAACAAUUGGCGGUGUCGCAUUCCUCGCCGUAUUGAUGGCAUUCCUCGUGUUUCUGUUCUUACGUCAGCGAAACCCGAGAGGUCGUGGCGUGUUCACCACCGCCAAAGCGAACCAGUCCUUGGAUGGAUGUUAUGAUGCUCUUGAGCCGUCGGAGCCAGUCGCUAUGCAGGUAACUCCUUACCCUUUGACAUCGACUACAUUAGUGUCAAGUUCCCUGCCGCUGAUCAAGGGCAGUACAAACUCUAUAUCUACCCCACCGGCAAGUUCCUCUUCUCGUGUCCAAGAGGAUGUCAACCAGGAGUCCAUACCGGAACUCUUGCAGCGGUUGAAUCGUGCAAUGGCUCAAGUCACUGGUGAUAGCCCCAUUAAUAUACCUUAUGAGAAGUUUCAACCUGUGAGACAUUAGCUGUAUGACAUAUUUAUAUAACAUACUCUAUAUAUAUCCAUUCUUUGGAAAGUCUUUGGAAUCUUUAAUAACACUGUUUGACUUGAGCAGAGUUUGUAGCAUUUAUUGCAGACACAUCUCACUCUAUUUAAGCAUAUUCUUGUUAUUUUCUGUAAAUAUGAAAGACAUUGAUUAUAACCAUUUUAUAAAUUUAUCUUAAUAGC
This is a messenger RNA of Somion occarium, 1960 nucleotides long. The record is from the annotation of a GenBank genome assembly. NCBI's taxonomy places the organism in Eukaryota, Fungi, Basidiomycota, Agaricomycetes, Polyporales, Cerrenaceae.